Molecule: messenger RNA, 357 nt
Organism: Parnassius mnemosyne (clouded apollo)
Lineage: Eukaryota; Metazoa; Arthropoda; Insecta; Lepidoptera; Papilionidae
Source: the annotation of a GenBank genome assembly
AUGCUGAAUCUGGCUGACCUGGGGAACAGGCUCAGGCAGCUGUUUACCAGCUGCCUGCGGUGUGCCAAGUUCCCCACAGCCUGGAAAGAGGCAAGGCUGGUCCUCUUGAAGAAGGAGGGCAGGGCCGCAGAUUCUCCCUCUGCGUACCACCCCAUAUGCCUGCUGGACGAGAUUGGCAAAUUGUUCGAGAGGAUAGUUGCCACUCGGCUCAGCGGGCAUCUGUUGCGCGUCGGUCCCGAUUUGGCUGACAGCCAGUUUGGGUUCCGACGGGAGCGUUCCACAGUAGAUGCGAUUAUGCGCGUCCGCUCCCUGUCGGAACAAACAGUAUCACAGGGUGGCGUUGGCGAUAAGUCUUGA